UUGCAGGAAGCAUGGGCAAUAUGUAGAAUAUUCAAGAAAUCGAGCUCGAGUAAUUCGCAAAGGGCAAAUAUGUCUCAACACUCUUGGGUUUCUCCAGUGUUUGAUCACAUUAUAACAACAUGUGAUGCAAAUAAUGCAAUAAGCCCUUGUGAUUUUAACAACGCUAAUUAUCACUCGGGUUAUUAUUCUAGCAAAACGAACUAUUCGUCGCCCCUUCAAUUCGGUUCACCAGCUGUUUAUCAGAUCGAAAAUACGCCACAUCAGUUCACAACCAGUUUACCAGCCGGCAUUAAUAAUAAUAACAACGAUGCUUCUUCUUUGUUUCUAGAAAUGUCGAGCUCGAUAUUCGGAGAAUUCGUGAAUAACGAGCAUUGCAAUAACGGAAUAUUCUCGUCGGAUACCGAAACUGGAAAUUUAGUUCAAGAAAACGUUUGCGCGGUGGUCGGAAAAGACGAGAUAAUCGACGUGGGACAACGAUUAUUAGACGAAGAUCAGUUGGGAUUGAUAAGGUCGAUGGGAUUCGAUUAUCCGAAUCACAAUUACGGAUUACCGAUGAGUUUUACGGACGCGUGGAAGUCGAAUUUGGUGUGGGAUUCUUCUCCUUGUCCUAGUGAAUUGUCAACUAGCUACUCUACUAACAAUUGCUACAUUUGAGUAUUUAUUUUAUAUAUAUUCUAAAUUAAUUAUUAGUUGUAAUGUAUUAUUCAAGUUUUGUAUGCUCUAUGAUUAGUGUUUAUUUUGUGCUAUGUUUUUGGCU
This is a messenger RNA of Erythranthe guttata (spotted monkey flower), 757 nucleotides long. Lineage: Eukaryota; Viridiplantae; Streptophyta; Magnoliopsida; Lamiales; Phrymaceae. The record is from RefSeq and is a predicted model, not a curated record.